ACAACGUCUUCGUCGUAGUCGACCCAAGUCGUGCUCUGCUUGUGUCUUUUUCUCAUCCCGCAAGAAAGCGAUAAGAGAGCAUCUCGACGAGCGGCGCAUCGUCAGUGGUUGACCGAACAAGCGACGAACGAGUAGUCGAGUCAGUCAGUCAGUCACACUUUUACAUCAUCCGCGCUUGGAUCCCCCCAUAUAAUACAUGAGUCUGCUCCGUGUUACCGAAAAAAAUAGUUUUCUCCUCGCGGGCUUGUAAAAUUUUUCGCUGCCGUCGCCGUCUACACGUCUAUCUCUACAUCUAGAACAGGAUCAUCUGCACACAGGAUGGGCUACACGGGAUUGCUGAUGCUGAGCUCGGCCAAAAAGGGCCUGGCCACGGCCGUGCGCGGCUCCUCCGCCUCCUCUUACUCCACCUCCUCGUCCAAGCUGCCCUUCACCAUCAACUCGCUGGCGGGCAAUCGAGUGGAUAUGCGGCGGGAAAUGGUGACGGGCGAGCGGCCGCGUCGGGCCACCUUCACGGAGCGCAGCCAACUGCGCUACGCGCGACGCCUCGUCGUGAAGCUCGGCUCGGCCGUGAUCACUCGCGAGGACGGCCACGGCCUGGCCCUCGGCCGACUGGCCAGCAUCGUCGAGCAGGUCGCCGAGUGUCAGCUGGAGGGCCGCGAGUGCAUCAUGGUGACCAGCGGCGCGGUGGCCUUCGGCAAGCAGAAGUUGGCCCAGGAGCUGCUCAUGUCCAUGAGCAUGCGUGAGACUCUGAGCCCGGCCGACAAUACCAGGGAGCAAGCCACGACGAUGCUCGAGCCGAGGGCCGCCGCGGCGGUGGGCCAGUCCGGCCUCAUGUCCCUGUACGACGCGAUGUUCGCCCAGUACGGCGUCAAGCUGGCCCAGGUGCUGGUCACCAAGCCCGACUUCAUGAACGAGGAGACGCGCAAGAAUCUCUUCAGUACGCUGAGCGAGCUGAUCAGUCUCAACAUCGUGCCGAUCAUCAACACCAACGACGCAGUCUCGCCGCCGAUGCAGACCAGCGACGACGAGUACGUGAGCACGACGGGCGGCAAGAAUCAUCGCAGGGGCAUACCGAUCAAGGACAACGACUCGUUGGCGGCUAUGUUGUCGGCCGAGGUGCAGGCCGAUCUGCUGAUCUUGAUGUCGGACGUCGACGGCAUCUACAACACACCCCCGUGGGAGGACGGCGCCAAGCUGCUGCACACCUUCAGCUCGGACCAGCGCGGCAGCAUCACCUUCGGCGAGAAGUCCAAGGUGGGCACGGGCGGCAUGGACUCCAAGGUGAACGCCGCGCUGUGGGCCCUCGAUCGGGGCGUCAGCGUGGUCAUCUGCAACGGCACCCAGGACAAGGCCAUCAAGAGCAUCAUGGGCGGUCGCAAGGUCGGCACCUUCUUCACCGAGACCACCUCGAGCUCGGCGCCCGUCGAGGUCGUCGCCGAGAACGCCCGUGUGGGCAGCCGAGUCCUGCAGAGCCUACAGCCCGAGGAGCGUGCGGCCUGCAUCAAUACCCUGGCCGAUCUGCUCGAGUCCCGGCAGAACGACAUCCUCGACGCCAACAACAAGGACCUCGAGGAGGCGAGAAAGUCCGGCCUGGCCAAGCCGCUGCUGUCGCGUCUGUCGCUCACCCCGCAGAAACUCAAGUCGCUGCGUGACGGUUUGAAGCAGAUCGCCGAGUCGUCGCACACGAACGUCGGCAAGAUUCUCAGACGCACCAAGCUGGCCGAGGGACUGGAGCUGCGACAGGUCACCGUGCCGAUCGGAGUGCUGCUCGUUAUCUUCGAGUCGAGACCCGACAGUCUGCCGCAGGUCGCCGCACUGGCCAUGUCCUCGGCCAACGGUCUGCUGCUCAAGGGCGGCAAGGAGGCCGCGCACAGCAAUCGCUGCCUCAUGGACCUGGUCAAGGAGGCCCUCGCGACCGUCGGCGCCAGCAACGCCAUCUCCCUGGUCUCGACCCGCGAGGAGAUCGGCGAUCUGCUCUCCAUGGAGGAGCACAUCGACCUCAUCAUACCCCGCGGCAGCUCGGACCUCGUGCGCACCAUCCAAUCCCAAUCCAAGCACAUACCCGUGCUCGGUCACGCCGAGGGCAUCUGCCACGUCUACGUGGACGCCGAGGCCGAUCUGGCCAAGGCCGCCAAGAUCAUACGCGACUCCAAGUGCGACUAUCCGGCGGCCUGCAACGCCAUGGAGACUCUGCUCAUACACGAGCGCCACAUGAGCAACGGCUUCUUCCAGGAGGUCUGCGCCAUGCUCCAGAAGGAGGGUGUCAAGAUACACGCGGGCCCCAAGCUGCGCAAGCACCUGACCUUCGGACCGCCCCUGGCCAAGGGCCUCAAAGUCGAGUACGGCGCGCUGGAGUGCGCCAUCGAGGUGGUGUCGGGCCUGGACGAGGCCGUGGAGCACGUGCAUCGCUACGGCAGCGGACACACCGACGUCAUCGUCACCGAGGACAAGGAGGCCGCGCAGCGCUUCCAGAAGCAGGUCGACAGCGCCUGCGUCUUCCACAACGCCAGCAGUCGAUUCUCCGACGGCUACAGAUUCGGCCUCGGCGCCGAGGUCGGUAUCUCGACGGCGCGGAUACACGCCCGGGGCCCGGUCGGCGUCGACGGAUUACUGACGACCAAGUGGAUCCUCGACGGGGACGGCCACACCGCCAGCGAGUUCGCCGAGGGCGGCUCCAGGACCUUCGUGCAUCAGCAGCUGCCGCUGGACAACUGAAUAUCAACAGAUCUCUCACAGCCACCUCAUGAUCAUCUCUGCGACGCGAUUGUUAUCGUUGUUAUCGUUGUUAUUGUUGUUGUCAUCGUCGUCGCAUCCAUCGUGCCCAUCCCGGAGAGUAGACGAGCUUCUUCUGUGUUCCAGUCAUGAUUCCCCCACCUUUUUUUUCAAAAGUGCGCGCGUGCAACGAAGCUCGCACCGCGUCGCGCCCGAAAUUUCCGCGCGGAAAUUCCUCGUUCGUCUCUCUCCUCUUCGUUCGUUAUUGUACUCGUGUUAAUCGAAAAAAAAGAAAAGAAAUUGUUUUAUAUGCGAUAAGCUCUGUACAUAUUAUGUAAUACUGUAACUUUUAUUAUUGUAUGCCUUCCUAUAUAAGUCGUCGUGUAUAAGUCGUCGUUAAUAAGUAUUAAAUAACGAGAUCCAUAAUUUUUAAAUGCCUUA
Trichogramma pretiosum is the source of this 3153-nucleotide messenger RNA. RefSeq names its product delta-1-pyrroline-5-carboxylate synthase (gene P5CS). NCBI's taxonomy places the organism in Eukaryota, Metazoa, Arthropoda, Insecta, Hymenoptera, Trichogrammatidae. The transcript has 5 exons. The coding region runs from base 319 to 2715 and encodes 798 amino acids. Gene Ontology annotation, cellular component: mitochondrion; cytoplasm. Gene Ontology annotation, molecular function: glutamate 5-kinase activity; glutamate-5-semialdehyde dehydrogenase (NADP+) activity; ATP binding. The record is from RefSeq and is a predicted model, not a curated record.